This is a messenger RNA of Chroicocephalus ridibundus (black-headed gull), 3407 nucleotides long. RefSeq names its product transmembrane protein 106A (gene TMEM106A). The transcript is spliced from 9 exons. Lineage: Eukaryota; Metazoa; Chordata; Aves; Charadriiformes; Laridae. Bases 215 to 1003 code for a protein of 262 amino acids. The record is from RefSeq and is a predicted model, not a curated record.
UUCCGCCGCCGGGGCCGCCCCCGGUUCCGCUCGGCCGCGGGCGCCGGGCAGGGACUUCCAUCCCCAGCGUGUUUUAUAAUAGAGCCCUGAGGGAUUCUUCACGCAAAGCCUCUGGAUCAUCUGGGCAACUGUAGAAGCUGCAUGUGUAUAUUGAGUGGCUGAAACAAGACUGCCUAGAGGAGAGACUGGCGCAGUGAGAAUUCUUCCUUCAACCAUGGGUGGAGAACUUUCACGGUUGUGGAAAACACCUGACCAAAAGGAGAGUGAAGACAAACAGAUCUUGCCCAGGCAACUGGAUGCUGGAGAUGAAAUCGCCAAUUAUGCCAGUAUCAAUGACUCUGCUACGUCCUGUGUGGGCAUCGCACGUCAAAGCUGUGUCAACUGUCCAACGUGUCGGGGAACGGGAAGGAUCCCCGGGGAGCAAGAGAAGGAGCUGGUGGCUCUCAUUCCAUAUGGUGACCAGAGGCUGAAGCCUAGACGAACGAAACUCUAUGUGUGUCUUGCUGUGACAAUCUGCCUGCUGACAACAUCCCUCAGUAUUUUCUUCCUGUUUCCUCGCUCCAUUGCUGUGCUGCCUGCAGGGCUGACUGGCUCCUCCAUUGGCUUUGAUGCCAACACCACCAGUAUGUACCUCAACAUGACGAACGUGCUGAAUGUAACUAAUAACAACUUCUACGUGGUCACUGUAGUGCAGCUGGACAUGGAGGUUUUGCACCAGUCGCUGGUAGUAGGGAAGACCACCGUGAAAACCCUGCUGAAUAUGAACCCUUUGCAGAGUGGCCAGAUCCAUUAUAUGGUGGCCAGUACGAUAUCAGACGACAACACCUAUAACAUUUGCACCUGGACAAAAAUCAACGUUCACAAUAUUCUGCUGCAUAUACAGGGUACCCUGACCUGCACAUACCUGUGCCAUUCAGAGCAGCUGGCCUUUGAGGACUACCAGUACGUGGACUGCCGGGGGAAUGCUACGCCACCUCACCCACUGUACCACCGCCUGCCGUGACAGGGCCGGGCUGGCCGAGCUUUUGGGUGCAGCAUAUUCCACCACAAAGGCAAGUCACAGGGAGACAAACCUAUGGGGCGGCUUCUCAAUCUAUGCCUUAGACAGGAGGCUCGGUGUUUCCUGGAUAAGAAUUCCAUCGCUCAUGCAAAGAUGGCAACAUCCUUGGCCUUAUGAAUGUGGUCUCCACUGCCCUCGGAUUGCAGCUUUCUUUUUUCAGUGCCUUAUCGUGGCUGACGCUUCAGCAGUGACCAGGGGUGUCUCUGCCUGGCUGAUCGGAGCAGGAUGCACUGUUCCAGUGCUGCUUUGGAGGCAGCGCCUGAUUAGUUGGACUAACUCUUGUUGUUUCCUCCUUGCAUAAUUUUGCACUUCUGUCCUAAAUUUAAGUAUUUCAUAACUUGAAAAAGAAGGAUUGUGCUGAGACUUUUUGGCUGGAUCGCAUCUACAUCACCAGAACCUACUGACACUUGCACAACCUGCACAACAGGAGCAAGAAUCAGGACCAAUGUCUCAGUCUCUCUGAGUCUUAAGAAAAACCACAUGUCAUGCCAAAACACCCCGUGAGCAGGACGCUUGGGUGACUGCUGUGUUAAGCUGUCCACUAUAGCGGGUGAGAAUAUGCAUUUUUGUAUACGGGUAUUUUUAAAACAAGCUCAUCCGCUAGCUGUUCCUUUCAGGCGUCCAUUUCAGUGAGAAGAAAAUGCAUUCUGUAUUGCGGACCAAGAAGAUUGCUGCUUUCCAGCCAGUGGUGUUUGGUGGACAGCACGUGCCGUUUGUGAUAUUGUUCUCUUGUGUACUUUGGCAUUUAAUGCUUUCAACUUGAACAAGCAUGAGAGAGUUCAUCGCUGACUGGAAAAGCUUAGUCUGCACAAAUAUCAGGAAACAGCUUUGGGAUGUGGUGGUUUAGGUUCUCUUUUUUUUUUUUUUUUCUCACUUUUUUUUCCUAAAGCUUCAGAACUGCCCAACAGACUUUACCAAAGGAGCAGCCCUGGCAGCCUUCUCUUCUCCCAGGGCUGGCAGCUGUACCCCCCAAACGAUGGAGGGGUUAAACAUUAUUCCUUAGGUUCUAGCUUAGAUGCUGCCUGAUGCAUUUUUAGACGGUAAAAUAGGAGCCUGGGAGCUGCUGGAUUAAAAUUUUUACUCAGCAGUUUAGCGUUUUCCUGUAUCGGUCCCACUGAAGGGUAGAACCAAAGCAUCAGAAUAGUUGAAGACUAUUGAAGAAAGUCUCUGAUCCUGUCCUCAAAACACGCUUCCUAUACCAGCACCUCUGGCAGAGCCGCGGCAGAGCGGUGCUCCUCAUCCCACCGCCAUCCCACCACCAUGGGAUCUGGGCAGCGUCGUCCCUGAGGGGGGGAUGAAGCAGCUCCACGUUCCCCGUCACUUCUCCCCAGUGCCGCAUUGCUGGCUCCCGGCUGCGCUUCUGUUACCUGAAAUAAAAGCUCUUGAAACCAAAAGUAGUUUAGCGAGGAGAUACUGCUUUAUUCGACGUCAGGUGUUAGGGAGAAAACCCACAAAUCUAGCACACCGCCCCGGGCAUCUUCACUUAUUAUUUAUAGACAGAAAGAUUCUCAUAAUUCUGCCUACCUAAUAUAUAACUCCACCUAGACUCACACAUUCAUGAGGAUGACCAAAUAGCCUUUUUGCACAUGCGUAUUAAGUGUUGCUGUGUCGGCAAAACACUUCUGCGCAAGCGUUGGGUGUCUCGGUGGUGGUUUAGGUAAGGAGACCCUUCCUCACGUUAUCCUUUGGAGUCAUCUCAGGACAGUAAAAGUUUACUGUACGUUUGCCAACUUCUUGAGGAUGAUAAGGAUGUUCCUUGAAGUAGCCACAGCUCUGUCCUCAUUGGUACAGGAGCACACACUUGACGUAAUAGAACCUUGAAGUGAUUAACUACUCGUUAUCCCAUCCUUGGUGACGAGCUACUUCUGGCUGUCUCCUCAUCACUACCUGUAACAGCAGCUCCGUGACUAACGAUUUUCUCACACAGUAAGAAGGUCAGUAAUUAGCUAUUUUCUCACACAGUAAGAAGGUUAGUAGGAAACAAACAACGCUUUAGUUAGCAUAUGGUUAUAAACAGAGGAGUUUCUCCUUGGUAACGCUUCUGGCCCCCGUUUGUUCCGGUUCCAUCACAACAAAGGCCCCUGUGCAGCCCGAGGGGUGACCGCUCCCUGCGGCGGCCCGUCCCGGGCAGGGACCCGCGCUCCCGGGGCGGCAGCAGCUCACUCCGCGUUCGAGCGAGGAGCGCUCCGCGGCUGCAGCCCGCCGCCGGCCGCCAUGGCGCUGGGCCCCGGGCCGGCAUCGCCGCCCCGCUUCCUCCUCCGCCGCGAACCACAGAGCCCGCGUCAUAGACCGUCCGCGGGCGCGAGCCGCUCUAGUCCCUCUCCGCCUUCUCUAUGGUCGCCGGCCC